This is a messenger RNA of Acanthopagrus latus (yellowfin seabream), 2759 nucleotides long. RefSeq names its product neuronal differentiation 6b (gene neurod6b). NCBI's taxonomy places the organism in Eukaryota, Metazoa, Chordata, Actinopteri, Spariformes, Sparidae. The record is from RefSeq and is a predicted model, not a curated record. The transcript has 2 exons. Bases 167 to 1168 code for a protein of 333 amino acids. Gene Ontology annotation, molecular function: protein dimerization activity.
AGCAGAGCAGCAGAGGAGAGAGAGAGAGAGAGAGAGAGAGAGAGAGAGAGAGAGAGAGAGAGAGGUUUCAGCUUUUUCCCUCUAAUUUGUGGUUUGGAAAAGAAGAAGCUGCGCAUUCAGAGGAGAUAUCUGGGAACAUGCGAGGCGCACGCUGACCAGAGGAAAUAUGUUGACACUGCCGUUCGAGGAAUCUCAUAUGAUGUGUGAGCCGCGAUUCUGUGCCACUUAUCCCCGCGAAAGCUUACCUGAGGGCCUGGAGCAAGGGAGGCAGCACAACACGGAGCGGUCAGAGAUGAGGGAGACCGAGGACGACUUCACCGACAGGGAGGAGGACGAGAGGGAGGACGACCAGGACGAGGACGGGCUUCCCAAAAAGAGAGGCCCGCGGAAAAAGAAGCACGGCAAGGAGCAGAUGGACCGGUCCAAACUCCGGCGCCAGGAAGCCAACGCCCGAGAGCGCAGCCGGAUGCACGGCUUGAACGCGGCGCUGGAGAGCCUGCGCAAAGUUGUGCCGUGCUACUCCAAAACUCAAAAACUGUCCAAGAUCGAGACCCUGAGACUGGCUAAAAAUUACAUCUGGGCCCUGUCAGAGACUCUGAGCGCGGGGAAGAGACCGGACCUCCUCACCUUCGUGCAGACUUUGUGCAAAGGAUUAUCUCAGCCCACGACCAACUUGGUGGCCGGUUGUUUGCAGCUGAACGCGAGAAAUUUCCUCACCGACCACAACGGGGAGGUCAUGUUCUCUGGCAGGUCGCCCUACGACGCCAUGUACUCGUACCCGGGCUCGGACGUGAACACACCCCCCGGCCACAGCGCGAGCAGCUUGGACAGCAGCGCCAAGCCCUUCAGACACUACAGCUACAGCGGCGCGUACGAGCACUACUACGAGAACCCGUCCCCAGAGGGCGGGAGCCCGCAUUUCGACGGCCAGCUGAGCCCCCCGAUGAACUUUAACGGGAUUUUCUCCCUAAAGCAGCACGACGAUCCGCCAGACUACGGCAAAGGCAGCCACUAUGGCAUGCGCUACUGCGGCGCGCCGGGGCGCACGGCUCUUGCGCCCAACUCCAUGUACCGAGUGUCCCCGGAGGCCCGUUUCCCCUACGACCUGCACGUCCGCAGCCAGUCCUUCCAAGCACAAGGGGAAGUUAAUGGCUCCUUCCACAAUUAAUCAAGCAGCUGGACAAAGUUCAAGUUUCAGAAGCGAUGCAAUUUAUCUCUUCCCCCCCCCCCCCCCUCCUCCCGCAGAUGUCGAGAGGGGAACGAAAUGGACUCCAGACACGCCGAUGCACUACGAAAAAAUGCCCAUUUGAACGAGUCAUGCUGUGUUAAAUGUUCAGUCUUGUUUAUUCUUCUUCUUUCAAACAUGGUAAAAGUAUUCAAAUUAGACGUGAUGAUUUCACUACAUGUGUGGCGAUAUUCGGCAGGAAAAGAAAAAAAGAAGAAGCCUUUUUGUGACACAGGACUUCAGAGCGAAGGGAGAUUUCGUUUAACGAAAACUGAGAUGUGAUGGCUCGAGGCCAGUGACACGUAGAAUAAUUGGUUAGAGAUGCAGAUCGUUUCACAGCUCCGGUGCUCUUGUGUUUCGUUCGCGGCUCUGCUCGGUGGCGAUGCGGGUCACAUGGAGCUGACAUUGUGCACAAUUUAUUAGAUUUUUUUGUUUCUGUCCAUCUAAUUGGGGUCACAGCAGUCAGUAAAAUUAUUUUCGUGGCGUAUUAAAGAGAAGAAAAAAAGAGAUAAACAAACAUGGGCAGAAGAAUCUUUUCACUUCAUCAGGGAAGUUUGCUGAGACACGAUUGGACUUCAGAUUCAGUCUGUUAGCAAUAAAAAAAAAAAAAGGUCAAUUGAGCUAUGCAAGACAGCCAAAUGCAAUCUUAUAAAAAUAAUAUAUAUGUAUAUUUCCUCUCACGAGGGACGAUUCUCCUCAUCUAACAUCUAAUUAAAAAUGAUGACAAUUACAUGAAAUGAUUAUUUAGAGAAAACAAAUAGAAGGCAACGUGCAUGUGUUCAGGAGGAGAUGAUGUCAUCUGAAUUUGGAAGUUGUGGGGGGAAAAAAAACAAAAAACAAAAAGUUACAAAACUGAAUUUGUAUUUGGAGUAAAUAGUGUGGUAACGAGCUGAAUGUAAAUGAUUAUUGUAUUUAUUUAUUUAUUUAUUUAAGCUUAUUUAUGACGAGUCCGUCAAUUUGAAUGUGGAUAAUAUAUUAUAAGAUGAUAUUGUAAAAAAUGAAAAAAACAAAACAAAACAAAAACAAAACAUCAACAACAAUUAAAAACAUCAGCAGCAGUUGUUUCGUUUCUCUGUGAAUUUUCCCAGACAUUUGAAAGUUUCUGUGUAUUUUCACCGCAGCUGACAGUCGAGGACCGGAAGGACAGAGGUCGUUUAUUUUGUGUGUGUGACGUGAGGAAAAAGGAGACAACAUGCCUUAAGAAAAAAAAAAGGAAAAAAGAAAAAAGGAAAAAAAAGAAAAGAAAAGAAGAGAUGAUGACCAUCAAUAUGCAAAGACACGACAGUUUUGUUUUUGUUUUGUUUUUUUGGAUAGUUUGAUGUGAACUUUUUACACUGCUGAAGAUGCCCCUCCAUGUAUUUCUGCACAAUGUUGGUGACUGUAACUCAUAAAAUUCUGUUGCUUUUGUAACUUGAUUCGAAUGACGAAUGAUUAUUGGAUUAUAGCUCUCUCUCUCUCUCUCUCUCUCUCUCUCUCUCUCUCUCUCUCUCUCUCUCUCUUUUAUCCAGCACACACUUAUGAAAGAAAAAAAAAA